CGAUGCUUUGUUGAGCAGUCCAGCAGCUUGCAGCUGCUGUAGCAACAGCAGCCGUGAACGGUGAGCUUGCAGUUGAUAAACACACACACCACUGCACAGGUGAUGGCAAUCAGCACAUCCUGAAGUGCAGCAGGGAACAGGGACACACAAUUAGGCCCCCGGAAGACGUUACCAUCUGCGGCCGAGAUGUGGCAGUUCCGGUUGGGUUUGGACGGCUGUGUUUUGUGUUGAUUUUUGACGUGAUGGCAGCAUUCCGAGGUGGUUGCUGAUUGUGCAUCCGCCUCCCCGAGAGAGCCGUGCGUGAGAAGGAAAGAGAAAACGUUCACCAGAAAGAAGCUGGCACAUUUUGGUUCCACAUUGUGCCAGCAUUCGAUCCGUUCGGGAGUGUUUGUGGAGUCCAACGGUGAGUGAAGAGUGCGGCCUUUCCGGUGGAAAAUGCGCUCGUGAGAAAGAGAGCACCGCGCUCGGUAGUGGUGUGUGUCGUGCAUGGUGUUGAAUGUGCGUAGAAUUUACCGUAAUGCAAGCUGUCCGAGCUAUCGCGGUGUGAACGUCACGCCAUCAUUAAACAUCGUAGAAAGAAUUGAGAAAACAAAAGAAAGAAAUUAUAACAACAGUGCAACAUAACGAUAAGCUCAUCCAAGCAAGCCAGCAGUACCUGCCGCGUGCGUGUGGAACAAAUCACAUCUAUAGUGCGGUUACGUUGUCCCAGCAACACAACCAGCAUAAGUUUCAUCUCGCUGCCUUGAGGAGGCCAAAGGUAACAGGGGCAGCGCCCUGCUCUGCGUGUUUGCUCAGUGUUGACAUCGAAUCACAGUAUCGCACACUAUCCAAGGCAGCAGGACAGCGAAAAAGAGAAAUCUAAUUUGAUACUUUGAACGAUCCGAUCACCGCGCGAUGAUUUACAUUGGCACGCCCUGUACACCAGUUGGCCGUUUUGGAAACAUUUGAAGUGCAUUUACGGCGUUGGGCGGCAUACAUUGCACCGUGCUACUGCUGUGUCCGUUGUUGGAUUGCCGUUUAUUGGGAACCCCACUGAACCUGCGCGGUGUCUGGCAGUCCACGUAAUCAAGGUCUUUCCAACGUUGCUGGUCGUCAUGUAAAUGAAAUGAAUGAAUCGCAGCCAACUAGGAAGUAGCUACGUCCGCACAACUCACACCGACAUUAAGAACGGGAACCGUAGGAAUGUCGGUCCAGAGUGUUUCGUAAACGUCCGCGACAAAGAUGUCCUCACCGUUUGAGACAUCAUCGAUGAUGGGUUUUGACGUGUAAAAUGGCCCAUCACAAAUGAUUUUUAUCACCCGGUUUUUAAUUACCCUAAUUUUCGUCCGCCAAUCAGUCGGUGUUUAUAGUUAGCUAACAAAAGAAACGUCGGUUUUUAACAGAAUAGUGAAUCAUCAUCGCACGUCUGUGGUGGCAGCAGCUCAUCGGCAAUUAGUUAGUUAAAGAAACGAGGAAAAAAUCGUCCCGCUCUGUCCGGCACGGCUCGAUGUUAUGUUGGUUUGAAUGCAGCUACCAGCUUUCAGUUGUCUCCUGCCUGCCUAUCCGUGGAAGACCGGAAGCCUGCCAAAAUGCGACGCACUAGCCGCAACUCGUUCAACUUCGAUUUCCCCCUAAGACGCUUGCUGCUGCAGGGAGCCCGGGCAGCCCGCGGAAGUCCACCGCUCGGACAGCGACUGUGCGAUGCUGAGAAGGGCAGUGGGUCCGGCGGCGGAAGCGCCGCCAACGCGGGAGGAAAGCACGAUAAGACUGGGUCGUCUGGCGGCAAUAAGCACAAUUCCGAUGUAUCCUCGCAACAUUCGGCCAACUCGCCGGGCAACCUGGACCGUGGCACGUCCAGCGCGAAACUCACCCCCAGCAGCCACAAAUCGUCGCACAGUCUCCACAGCAAGGGAGGUGGCUCCAGCGGGACCGGGUGUGGCUCGAACGCUUCGACCGCAGCUGGCUCGAGUGCAGGAGCGAUCGGUGGCAAAUGUCCCGACGAGUGUCCGCUAUGCUACGACACCACCGUGCCGUCGGGCGAGGAGUUUUACUCGCUGCUAAACUGCAAACACUAUGCGUGCCGGGCGUGCCUCGAAAACUAUCUGAUGAUCGAGAUAUCGGAGUCGCGGACGGACAUUUCGUGUCCACAGUGCACAGAGUCGAUGCACCCGACCGACAUCCAAGCCCUGCUGAAGGCGUUUCCGGCUGCCAUCACCAAGUACGAGGACUUUAUGGUGCGAAGGGUACUGCUGGCUGAUCCGGACUCGCGCUGGUGCCCGGGACCGGACUGUAGCUACGCCGUCAUCGCCAGCGGGUGCGCGUCCUGCCCGCGGAUAUGCUGCCAGCGGCCCGGGUGCGAUGUGCAGUUCUGCUACCACUGCAAGGCCGAGUGGCACCCGGACCAGACCUGCGAUGCGGCUCGCGCUUCCCGCCAAAGUCCGACGCGCGCCCCGUCCGGUAGUAUUAGAAAAAGCUCACAGCAUAAAGAUGAUAUCAAACCAUGCCCACGCUGUCAGGUGCUGAUCGUGAAGAUGGACGACGGUUCCUGCAACCACAUGGUGUGCGCCAUCUGUGGUUCCGAGUUUUGCUGGCUGUGCAUGAAGGAGAUCAGCGAUCUGCACUAUCUCAGCCCGUCCGGCUGCACGUUCUGGGGCAAGAAGCCGUGGUCGCGCAAAAAGAAACUGCUCUGGCAGCUCGGCACCCUCGUAGGUGCCCCGCUCGGUAUCGCUCUGGUGGCCGGAAUUGCCGUUCCCGCGAUGAUCAUCGGUAUCCCUGUUUGGGUUGGACGCAAAAUACACACACGCUACAAGUCUGCCGGCAAGCAUAAACGAAACUUUGCCGUUUUGGGAGGAGUGACGGCAUCGGUUAUCGUUUCGCCUGUUCUUGCGGGGUUGGCCGUUGCCAUCGGUGUGCCAAUAUUGUUGUUUUAUGUGUACGGCGUCGUUCCCGUGUCGCUGUGCCGUGCCGGUUGCGGCGAAGGUACGAAGUUUGAGUUUGACGAGGAAGAAGAUAACGGUUCCAGAAACCACGAUGCAGCCAGCGUGGAUGCGGUGUCGCGCAUCGGCGCUACCAGCAUCGGUGAGGUGAGCUUAAGCGUGGCCAGUGGUAGUCAUCUCGGUGUGUCCAGUCAGCAUUCGACGUACGGUGUGGCGAACCCAUCAACCACCGCAGUCGCCGGCAGCAUCACUGGAUACCGCCUGGAGGUGCAGGCCGAUGUGAGCACUUCGGAAACAGCGUCGGCCGUAACGUGUGUUAGUGAAAAAUCUGGCAACACGUUGAACGAUGCGGCGUCGACGAAGGCUUUGGCCGGCUCAAUACUGAGCUACAAGCAGCAAACCGAAUCGAGCGCCUUCAGUGAAGAUGGUGCAUCGGAGCGGGUCCGCUUCGACAAUACCGUGUGCUACGUUAUCGAUGGCAAGAAGGACUCCUGUGAUAUCUGGUACACUGUCUCGUUGGAUCAGGAAACGGCCACCGAUAAGGCGAGUUUGGGUAGUGGUCGUUCAUUCCGCAGCUCCGAGCGAUCGUUUAGGGACGAUUUUGACUCAACCAGUGUAUCGUCAGCUCACAAGCGCAUCAACUUUGGCAAACUCAUACCGAAACUUGGCUCUGGUCAGCACCGAAACCUCUCGGUGGACAGUGCAACCGGAUCGUACAACAUCCCCGAGAACGUUAGUCUAGAGCAAGAAUUGGAACAGGAAGAAACAACUCCUGCCCCUGCACACUCGCAGCAGCUACAAUCGCAGUCCCAACCGCAGCAGCUAGCAGCAGCGGUAGCGGCAACACAACAACCGCUACAGCCAUCGUCCCUGAAUCAUCCGUUGCCGCACCAACGUUCGAACUCACUGAACCCAUCGCCGCAGCUGUCCAUGCGAAGCGGUACGGCUGCCGCCGUGGCAACACGUUCGAUCGCCAGCAGACGUGAGCUAGCCAGAUCUAGUGAAGCCAUCAAUCUGGCGAUUCUAAUUGAACGAUCGGCACUGGCGACGUUGGUGGCCGCUAACGAAACGGCUCAAAAUCGAACCAACGAAUCUAAACCAACUCGUGCAUCGAUGUCGAGCACCAACUCAUCGGCGUCAUCCUCAGCGCUGGCCGGUGGAGAAGGAGAAGAGUCGUUACCUGAGCGACCACCUGCUUCAGCACCGAAAUCACGGACAACCAUUUUGCGAAAUCUGUUCUUCUCCCUUCCUAACCCUAGUGACGCUUCAACGGCUGGUGUGGUCGAGUAUGGUCCGAAAAUGAAGGCAGCAGCGGAAGCGACGAGCAUGGCUUCGUCCUCUCCGCAAUCUUCCGCCUCCCAGAUGCGAUGAGUGACGGUGGUACCAGUUUGAUACAUAACAAAACAACAUGAUCCGUUUACCAGUCACUGGGGGGAAGAAAUUUAACACAAAUCUGCAUUUGGGAUAUCCCGCCACCAGGAAAUGGUAGUACAAGAGAAAUGUGAAACCGAAGAACGAAGAUUUUUCAGCGUUGCUCUUCGUUCUUUCGUUCUUGUUGCUUUUCGCCGUUAUCCUUCGGUCAGGGUAUAUCAUCCAUCAAACGAUAUCACAAGACUGCGAACGCGCAUAAGGUUCUAAAAAAGCAUCUCUUUGCUGGUUAUACAAAAAAAGUAGAAAAUCAUGUCCGUCGUGCGGAACUAGCGAAAAGAAGCACCGAAGACUAAUCGGAUUCAAAACCGAAGGGAUCGGUUUUGUUACCUUCGAAAGAGCGCCGUAGGCAAUAGUGGACUUGGCGUGAUAACGGCAAUUGCCCCUUUAUUGUUUUUUGAGGCUGAAAUCCCGUAGAGACAGAAACGAGAAGCGAGGCAAGGAGAGUAUGGGACAAUAUGAGGGAUAGUUGGCAUAACCAUGCUCGCGAACGAUGGUACGAUACUAAGAGGAAGCGACAGAUGGAAUUUGGGAAAGAUUGCGUAGUGCGUUCCGAAACGCGUCGUAUAAGAAUAAGGUUGCAGAGCGAGGUUUCGUUCGAAAGCGGUGUUAAAUCCUUAACAGCAAAUUUCCUCUCUUGAUUAUGGGAUAUAUUUUCCUUCGUUUUUUCUAUUUAACACAACAGAGAGCGAGGGCCAGCAGUGUUUAUGCAAGUAAUUCGCAUCGAGCAACAAGAAGUCGUCAGAGUGAGAGAAUGUGAUGAACGAUGCAUGAAA
Anopheles bellator is the source of this 5119-nucleotide messenger RNA. RefSeq names its product E3 ubiquitin-protein ligase RNF19B-like. Bases 1569 to 4286 code for a protein of 905 amino acids. Gene Ontology annotation, biological process: protein polyubiquitination; ubiquitin-dependent protein catabolic process; positive regulation of proteasomal ubiquitin-dependent protein catabolic process. The record is from RefSeq and is a predicted model, not a curated record. Lineage: Eukaryota; Metazoa; Arthropoda; Insecta; Diptera; Culicidae. Gene Ontology annotation, cellular component: cytoplasm; ubiquitin ligase complex. Gene Ontology annotation, molecular function: zinc ion binding; ubiquitin protein ligase activity; ubiquitin conjugating enzyme binding. The transcript is spliced from 9 exons.